GUCACGGGUGGCUUGCCUGACAGCGGCGAUCUUUCCGUGGCACCCGGUCCUAUGACAUCGAUGCAUCAGACCUGUAGAUGCCUAUUUUUGGUAUACCCAAUUCGGAAACCACGAACACAUCUAGACGGAGGACAUCAUAUGGAUCAAGCGGUGUGGGAUUCUAUUGAGCGAGCAGGAGCGACUGAAAACAUAUAAAUGCCUUCGUCUCUCCAGGUCACUUGAGAAACAACACAACCCUCUAACCAGCAUCUUCUCAACUUCACAUUGACAAGAAGCCUCUUCGAAAACAUCUCAUACCAAUUCUAACAAAGCAUUCUAUCAAAAUGAAGACCUCUUUCAUCACCGCGGCUUGCUCUACCUUCGCUGCUCUGUCCAGCGCCGCUCCCACUGAUAGCUCAACCUUCGAAGUCGCCAUCACCUUCUGGGGCGCCGACGGUUCCUCGUUCUCUCAAAGCUUCCCAGCUGAUGAUACGACUCAUGCAAUCACCAACCCACUGUCAAUUACCAAGAUUUCCUCUGUCGGAGGCGGAUUCUGCUCUUUCCAGGGAGUUGAUGGCAGCAGCACUGUGGUGGCUGGUGAAGUGACUGUGCCUGUCAGCCCACCACAGACCCAGGUAUCUGGAACCUGCGAUAUUCUGUGAACGACGAGAAAAAGCUUCCUAUUGAGAC
Aspergillus piperis CBS 112811 is the source of this 669-nucleotide messenger RNA. RefSeq lists its product as uncharacterized. Lineage: Eukaryota; Fungi; Ascomycota; Eurotiomycetes; Eurotiales; Aspergillaceae. The coding region runs from base 324 to 641 and encodes 105 amino acids. The transcript is spliced from 2 exons. The record is from RefSeq and is a predicted model, not a curated record.